UAAGAAGAGGUAUGUAGUCAUUGAACUCAACAAACAACAACUAUAGAGAGUAGAGCAGAGCAAAUAUUUCAUCAAUGGCUACUAAAGUUUAUAUUGUGUACUAUUCUACGUACGGUCAUGUGGAGAAGCUAGCUCAAGAGAUAAAAAAAGGAGCUGAUUCUGUGGAAGGAGUAGAAGCAACACUCUGGCAGGUAGCUGAAACAAAUUCUCAAGAGAUCCUCGACAAGAUGAGAGCACCUCCAAAGAAUAGUGAUGUCCCAAUCAUUACCCCAAAUCAGCUUACCGAAGCAGAUGGUUUGCUGUUUGGUUUUCCAACAAGAUUUGGAAUGAUGGCUUCCCAAUUCAAAGCCUUCUUGGAUGCAACUGGCGGCCUUUGGCGCACACAGGCUCUCGCCGGAAAGCCUGCUGGCCUCUUUACCUCCACAGGUGCUCAAGGAGGUGGCCAAGAGACUACCCCGUUGACAUCUAUAACUCAGUUUGUUCACCAUGGAAUGAUUUAUGUUCCCACUGGAUACACCCUUGGAGCUGGCAUGUAUGAGUUAGAGAAGGUGAUGGGUGGAUCUCCAUAUGGAGCUGGAACAUUUGCUGGAGAUGGUUCCAGACAACCUACUGAGUUGGAAUUGGCUCAUGCUUUUCAUCAGGGCAAGUACUUUGCUGGAAUUGCUAAGAAGCUCAAGGGAUGAUAACAUAUCAUACAUCCAUAUUCAUUCCCAAUGCAACCUUUAAAUAAAUAAAAUUGUUAUCAUUUGUCACCCCACUCCUCAUAAUGUAUGUUACACCACUCCUCAAAGUUUGUUAGUUAAGAAAAUUAAACGGACCUCAUCCACGUUAA
Molecule: messenger RNA, 832 nt
Organism: Arachis ipaensis
Lineage: Eukaryota; Viridiplantae; Streptophyta; Magnoliopsida; Fabales; Fabaceae
Product: putative NAD(P)H dehydrogenase (quinone) FQR1-like 1
Cellular component (GO): membrane
Molecular function (GO): FMN binding; NAD(P)H dehydrogenase (quinone) activity
Source: RefSeq, a predicted model, not a curated record